AUGAUGAUGGAACACAAACAAACGAUACUGCUGGCACCCUCACUCAGCAACAGCAGUUGUUGGCGAAGCGGCACAUCCGAUGCCGCUUGGACAGGUCCGGGCCCUGGAGAGUUGAUACGAGCUGCUCUGAUAUUGCUACUCAGUCUUGGUAUCCUAUGCGCCAAUCUACUGGUGAUAUGUGUUAUCAAUAGCAGACAGUACAGCAAAUAUAUACAUGCUCAGCCCAGAUAUUUGCUGACGAGCUUAGCAAGUAAUGAUCUAGCGAUUGGUCUUUUAGUGACGCCUUUCGGUUUCUUACCAGCUGUUUACGGAUGUUGGCCGUACGGUGAAGUUGUCUGUCAAAUUCAGGCACUCCUUAGAGGCGCUUUGACUCAACAGAGCGCUGUUAUCCUCGUCUGCAUGGCAAUCGACCGUUAUGUUUGCAUGCUGCACCCUCAUCGCUAUCACAAGCACUCUUCUAAAAGGUAUUACAUGCGGCAGGGCUGUGUGGCAGUGAUGUCGACCACUUGGAUAGCGAGCGUGGCAAUUUUCGGGGUUCUGGUACUCCCCAGAGGCGGUUACUACUUCAACGGAUCUGGCCUUCUCGCCUGCGACCCCUUCUUCGCUAGAGCAUCCCUUAGGAUCCUAGCGUGUUGCUGUUUUUAUUUCCCAACGACGAUGGUGUUGAUGUACUGUUACGGCUCGGCUUUCCACGUUAACAAACUACGCUUGAAAAGAGUAGUCUGUGUUAACACGCCGGAGGUCGUUAGUGGCGGCCACAUAGAAAGGCUUGUCGCCCAUGAGAGACGAUUGUCGACCUCAGCUUCGCGAACAAUGGCUGCAAUGAGUUUAGGUUUCAUCGUUAUGGUCACACCAUGGACGAUUCAGGAAGUCGUUGCAGCCUGCACCGGAAGUAAGCCACCGCCAUUUCUCGACUUCCUGGCCACGUGGCUGGCUCUUUCCAACAGCUUCUGGAAUCCUUUCCUUUAUUGGCUGCUCAACAAUCAUUUCCGCCGAAUUUCGAGGGAGUUUCUCUAUACUAAGAUUCUGUGCAGAUCUAAGCCGUUAGGAACAAAACAACACUGCUGCUCGACUAGCACCGGUGGCUUAGAUGUUUGCAGCAUUGCGGGUAUCGACCUAUCAGGUUUGGAGCGUUGCUCAAUGGAACGAUGCUCAAUGGCGCGUUGUUCCUCGUUAUCAUUAACGAAUACACCGCCGCUCCCUUGGGAAACCGGACAUGUAACACAUGGUGACGUAGCAUCCACGUGAGCCACAGAUGCCGCCACGCAGACGGAGGAUUUCGGAUCCCCGGACGACGCC
Atta colombica is the source of this 1299-nucleotide messenger RNA. RefSeq names its product trace amine-associated receptor 9. The transcript is spliced from 9 exons. The record is from RefSeq and is a predicted model, not a curated record. The coding region runs from base 1 to 1248 and encodes 415 amino acids. NCBI's taxonomy places the organism in Eukaryota, Metazoa, Arthropoda, Insecta, Hymenoptera, Formicidae. Gene Ontology annotation, cellular component: membrane. Gene Ontology annotation, biological process: neuropeptide signaling pathway. Gene Ontology annotation, molecular function: corazonin receptor activity.